AUGGCAAGCAUCCAACAUCCCCAGUCGGCAACCACGGUCUUCCUAGAUCAGCCACCCAGUUGCCUGGAGUUCUGCCCCGAAGCCCCGGAUUAUUUCAUCGUGGGCACCUACCUUCUCUCAGAGACCAAGACCGAAGAUGGAGAAAUCGAACAGUCCAAAACGGGGAGUCUACAACUCUGGAAAUUAGACCCGGUUAGCAAAGCCCUAUCUCAAAUCCAAAGAAUUUCUCUUCCAUACGCAGUGUUUGACCUGCAUUUCCAUCCAAGACAAAAGAACCUAGUCGCAAUUGCGAGCAGCGUAGGUUCAGUGUCUUUAUUCCAAGUAUCAACCGAGUCAGGAGAUACACCAAGCAUCGUCCAGCUAUGGACGAAGCAAGUACACGAAGACCCAUCCAUCCCAGCGCUCUUCCUCGCCUGGGCCCCGCAAAACUGGUUCCCGCAGCCGGCAGAUGGCUUCGCCGUCACAUUCUCUGAUAGCCGCACAGCCGUUUUCGGGACUGACGGCGAUAUCCACGAGGAAGAAAAUGUUGUAGAAUGGGGCACAUAUGAAGCAAAACAGAUGAUCGAAGUGUGGUUCGUUGCAUUGUCAACUAGUUCUGGGGCAGAGCCCCAGAAUCCAUCUGGGAUACCGUUUAUGUUCACGGGUAAUGACUUUGGUUCGCUGCACACGCGUCGAUUCGAUAAUACCGCCGAGUUGGAUGAUCCAGAUGAGCAUGUCUCGCCGAUGCUGCUGGAGCACGAUGAUCGAGCUCGACACCACACGGCUGGUGUCACGGCUAUCCUGCCCCUUUCUGUUCCCAUGGUAGACGAUGCUCCGGUUAUCCUGACAGGAAGCUAUGAUGAGAGUCUGCGGGUUUACCAUGCUACGCGGAGGGGGGAGGUUCUCGCCGAGGAGGGUCUGGAUGGAGGCGUGUGGCGGCUGCAAUUGUUGGAUACGACGAAGAAGCCGGACUCGGAGGAUGCGUCGGAUGUGUCUGAAUGGAGCUUUUUGGUCCUGGCGAGCUGCAUGCAUGCGGGUACAAGGCUUGUGCGGGUUGCCUGCAAGAGCCAAGAUGGGACUUCGGAAUGGGGGAUUGAGGUGCUGGCGAAGUUUACGGAGCAUGAAAGUAUGAAUUAUGCCAGCGGUGUCUGGAAGGGUGGGAGAAUUGGCCAGGAAACGGCUCAGUCUAAUGAGCUUUUGUGUGUUUCAAGUAGUUUCUAUGAUCGCAGACUCUGUGUCUGGACUGUUGAUCUAUAG
This is a messenger RNA of Penicillium paradoxum, 1236 nucleotides long. RefSeq lists its product as uncharacterized. Gene Ontology annotation, molecular function: protein binding. Bases 1 to 1236 code for a protein of 411 amino acids. NCBI's taxonomy places the organism in Eukaryota, Fungi, Ascomycota, Eurotiomycetes, Eurotiales, Aspergillaceae. The record is from RefSeq and is a predicted model, not a curated record. The transcript is spliced from 2 exons.